This is a messenger RNA of Mollisia scopiformis, 414 nucleotides long. RefSeq lists its product as uncharacterized. The record is from RefSeq and is a predicted model, not a curated record. The coding region runs from base 54 to 302 and encodes 82 amino acids. Gene Ontology annotation, molecular function: nucleic acid binding. The transcript has a single exon. NCBI's taxonomy places the organism in Eukaryota, Fungi, Ascomycota, Leotiomycetes, Helotiales, Mollisiaceae.
CUGCUCACGGCCACAAGACUACUAGCAAUAUUUGUGCUACUUGGCGUACUUCUAUGGGUAUUACUCUAUUCCCCCAUCCUGCAGUUAGCCCUGAUAUGAAUCCUAUUGAGAAGUGCUGGAGGAGAAUAAAACAAGCUCUCCAUAGGCGCCUAAGGCAGCCAACAACUGAGGUUCAAAUGGUUGUAGCAGUAUUAGAAGAAUGGGACAAAAUUCCUCAGGAAUGGAUCAAUGGGCUUAUUGAGCAGCAGGACUUCUGGGUACACGACUUAAUUAAGCGAUGUGGCUGGUCUACAGCUAAUUAAUUAAUAAAAUUCAUGAUUCUGAUGCCCUGAACGCACGGACUUUUGUCCCCAUGUUCGUUAGGCCAUAUUUCUACCCCAUUCCCCAUAAGCUCCAAUGAGUUGAGAUUGUCAG